Messenger RNA from Hypanus sabinus (Atlantic stingray), 2926 nucleotides. Its product is annotated as ribonuclease T2-like. Lineage: Eukaryota; Metazoa; Chordata; Chondrichthyes; Myliobatiformes; Dasyatidae. Bases 678 to 1439 code for a protein of 253 amino acids. Gene Ontology annotation, molecular function: RNA binding; ribonuclease T2 activity. Gene Ontology annotation, cellular component: extracellular region. The transcript has 12 exons. The record is from RefSeq and is a predicted model, not a curated record. Gene Ontology annotation, biological process: RNA catabolic process.
UGUCACAGGUACAGUACUGAGAUCCAGAGGGGAACAACCUUCUGUUUUGCGAUCCAUGCUUACAUGGAGGCAGUUAAAGAAAACAGAAUGCAGCAUUGACUGCGACCACACAAGAUGCUGGAGGAAUCCAGCGGGUCGGGCAGCAUUUCUGGAGGGAAAUGGACAAACUCACGUUUGUUGUCAUUGGCACAGAUGCUGCCUGACUCGCUGAGUUCCUUCAGCACUCUGUGGGUGUUGUGGAGCAAUCGGAAUCACCGGCAGGUGUUGUGAAAUCCUACCGUUGUCUGCCUGAUUUGCAGCCCCCUGCCUUUGGACUACUGUUAGGUUAGACAAAGAGAGUACAGCCUUGGGAGAGACAGAGCAGAGCGAGCCUGGGAAGCUGAGAUGUAAAACUCUGCUUAAUGUGCGCCAUGGACAAAAAUAACAAGGUUCUUGCGUUGAGCCGGAGACUCAAAUCACGAUGAGGUGCCGGUGUGAGAGCCCCACCAAGUCGCAUUCACAACCGUCCCGCGUUGACUGAAAUCUCCGCCCCUCCCAGAUUGACUGGAAGCUCACAUUUCCGUCCCUCCCACCGAGCUGGCGGAAUCAGCUCCUCCCUCGGCGACUCGUCCCGGCAUGAGGUACGGAUCAGCUUUCCCUCGUGACGGGACCUGCCGGCUGAAUCUAGUUGACGUGAAAUGGCUUUUCGUGUGGGCUUGAGGGACCUGACGGUUGCCCCGAUGUUUCUGCCUCUGCUCGUUGCCUUUAUUCUUUCUGAAACUUCUGACUGUGCAAAGCACCCAUGGCACAGUCUCAUAUUGUCUCACGAGUGGCCUCAGACUGUGUGUUUGAUGACAAGUGAAGAAUGCAAAGUUCCUCCUAGCAUUAACUAUUGGACUGUUCAUGGACUCUGGCCUAAAGCAAACCAGAUGUGCAAUAAUUCCUGGCAUUUCAACAUUAAAAAUGUGCAGGAUAUUUUAUCUGACUUGAAGCAGUGGUGGCCUGAUGUGAUUAAUCCUAACAGUACUCGUCUCUGGAAGCACGAGUGGCAAAAACACGGGACCUGCGCGGCAACACUGGAAGCCUUGGACUCCCAAAAGAAGUACUUCAGUAAAGCCCUGGAACUGUUCAAAAAUCUGGACCUGAACAGUGUACUUGAGAAGUCUAAUAUAUUGCCAUCGUCCAAGUAUUAUAUGAUGAAGGACAUAGAAGAUGCCCUUGUGAGAGUGUAUGGGGUAACACCAAAGAUUCAGUGCAUGUUUCCACGCCAGGGAGCGUCAAUUCAAACACUGGGCCAGAUUGAAUUCUGUUUCACCAAAGAAUUUCAGCUGCUGAAUUGCACAAAGACUGCACCCAGUCCACUUGUCUCCGAGGAGGAACAACAGAAUAUGUAUUCACAUCUUGGUAUAUGUGACCCUAACAAGCAAAUCAGUUAUCCUCCCAUAGAACACUUGCAUUGAAUGUUUGUAGGAAAAUGCCAAGUUCAGUGCCAGCAGUGUGCUUCUGGUCACCUGAGGAAAUACUACAAUGUAUUUAGUAUACUACAAAGUAUAUUAAAAUUUGGCACAGCUUUACUACACUGUCCAAUUUUAACUAGUUGGUCAGUGUCUUCAAAUAAAAGCAUUCAGCGUUUUAAUACUGCUUUUUAAGAGAUUGUAGCGUAAUGUUAAUACUGCCAACAUAGCUUUUCUCCCAUGUUUGCUUUAUUUCUGGCCAGUUUAUCUUGUCAGGACUUUUGUUUUGGACAUGAUGUGUUGAAUCAUUUGGAUGGCACCAUGUGUUAAUUGAAACACUGGUAAGGUCACACCAGCUCUCUGAAUCUAAUUCUGCUCACAGUAUUUUAGGUGGGGAAUGGAGUGCUGGAGAUGUGGUAAAGGGUAAGUACUAGACUGGUUCCAUGGAAGAGUGACAAUGGAAAACUGAGGUUCUUGAAGUGGAUUUACACAUUAUUGGAGGUAUACUGAGUAAAUGAGUAAUGUCUCUGUUCCCAUUGCCAAAAGCCAGCAGCCAGAGAUUUAACGUCCGUUAAUGCCCCUCCUCCCCUUACCCCAUCUGAUAUAGCUUUCCCCCCUUCCUUUUUUUUCUUUUUCUGCCCAUCUCUCUGCCUGUUCUCCAUCUCCCUCUGGUGCUCCCCUCCCCCUUUCUUUCCCCCUAGGCCUCCCGUCCCAUGAUCCUUUCCCUUCUCUCGUUCUGUAUCCCUUUUGCCAAUCACCUUUCCCGCUCUCAGCUUCACCCCACCCCCUCCGGUCUUCUAUCAUUUCGCAUUUUCCCCUCCCCCUCCUACUUGCAAAUCUCUUACUAUCUUUCCUUUCAGUUAGUCCUGAUGAAGGGUCUCAGCCCGAAACAUCGACAGUGCUUCUUCCUAGAUGCUGCCUGACCUGCUGCGUUCCACCAGCAUUUUGUGUGUGUAGCCAGAGAUUUAAAGUGGAGAACCAAAGAUGGGAGGGAAUGUGAGGAACAACUUGUAUAGUGAGUACUUAUUGCAUGGAUAGCUCUGAUUCUUUAGGAGAAAGCUCUUGGUUUAGCUUUUUCACAAUUGGUGGGUCAUAGACCAUUUAACAGAACUUCCAUUAUAAGGAGAGGUCUCUAACUGUUGGUCAAGUUUUCUUUUGUUUUGGAAGAAAGGAAACAUCAGAUUGCAGAAUGUUUCCUUCUGAUUGUUCAUGUACAGUACUUCAGUCUCUGACUGCAUUGACCUCUGAUCAGUGGUGUCGGGUUUUUACUCUUUGAUGUUUGAACUCAAGGUUUACUGCUAUUUAAGAUUUUCUGCUGAAUGAUUAAAUCAAUCCCAAAGAGGUUGUGAGAAAUGCUGUGUCAGCAAAUGUCACUAAUGCAGUUUCUAGCUUUUGAUAAUUCUGAUGCAUUUUUAUUUCUGAAUAUUUUAUAAAAUGUUCAAAAAUGUAAAUGAGUAAAUAAUUAAAAAGUUACAAUCAAACUUUAAUUUGUG